Henningerozyma blattae CBS 6284 is the source of this 1587-nucleotide messenger RNA. RefSeq lists its product as uncharacterized. The transcript has a single exon. Gene Ontology annotation, biological process: actin cortical patch localization; endocytosis; actin filament organization. The record is from RefSeq and is a predicted model, not a curated record. The coding region runs from base 1 to 1587 and encodes 528 amino acids. Gene Ontology annotation, cellular component: actin cortical patch. Lineage: Eukaryota; Fungi; Ascomycota; Saccharomycetes; Saccharomycetales; Saccharomycetaceae.
AUGGGUUUAUUAUCAAGAAAUAAAAAUAAAAGUAAAAAUAAAUUUGAUGAUGAUUUUGAUAAUUAUGAUGAAUUCACGGAUAGUGGGAAUGUAGAGAAUAAAAUUAAAAAAUCGAUUGAUCAUGUUUCUUCUAAAAAUCAUGGAGCUUUAGAGGAUGAAUUGAAUAACUUACUCGAUUUGAUUGAAACAAAUGAUGAAUAUCAAUAUUACAGUAAUCAAAAAUACGCUGCUAAGAUCAUGAGGAAAAACUUGAAAUUCGGAUAUUCAAAGCAACACAUUAGAAUCUUACAACUGUUAGAUUUAUUAAUUAUUCAACAUAUCAAGUUUACAAUAGUUUUCAACGAUGAAAAAUUGUUAAAAAGAAUUAGAGGUAUUGCAAAUAACUCGGCAAGAACUUCUCAAUUAAGAUUAUAUGAUUCAAAAGUUAUCAUGGCUGCAAAUAAUUACAUCACAUCAUGGCAAAAAUUCAUUGAAUCGAAUAAUUAUGUUGAUAAUAACAUUUAUUAUGGGUUAUUACAAUUGUCAAAAGAUGUUGGUAAUGAUGAAAAUGAGGAGGAAGAUAAUGAUUUCGAUGACGUUAAUUCCGAAGAUAAUUUCUAUUCUUCUCGCAACAACAAUACGUCGAGAUUCUCGAGAACUUCUUCAUUUUCCACUACAAACAAUAAACCUGACGAAUACCCUAAUUCCCCUUCAAAACCUAAAAAGAGACUCUCGAGAUCCGGAAGUAUCAUGAGUCAUUUAUCUCUAAGUAAAAAUAAAAAAAAUUCAACUAAAACUUUUAAUGAACCCUAUAAUGAUAAUUUUGAUGAAUACUUGAAUGAUAAUACUUUUUCAAGACGAGAAAGAGCCUUAUCAAGACCCGAAAGCUUCAAUAAUGAGCCACCAAUCAGAAGAAUCGCUAGUGAAAGGAGUGGUUUGGGUUAUAACAAUAAUAUUAACAAUACCGAUUCUAUGCCAAGAUCCGAAAGUUUCCGAAGUGAUAUUUCAGGUCAUGAAAGGUUAAGAAGAAAUACAAUUGGAUUUAGAAAUGAAAGAACUUCACCCAGUAAAUUAAAUUAUAACAAUAACAAUAAUAUGAGACCAAAACGUACAAGCUAUAUGGAUGAUACUCCAAAUGAUCCAGAUAAACUUUAUAGAAUCCCUAAUAUUAACCUUUCAAAGGCAGAACCAAAAAUCCGCACUGUCAUCGCUGAUGCCUUGACUGCAGCUGUUUCAUUAAAAAAUGCGGUAACUACUUUACCUUCCUAUAAACUUUCGACAGAAGAUGAAUCUUGUACAAAAAAAUUCAUUAAAGCAAGAGCUGUGAGAAGAAAAAUCUUAAGUUAUUUGCAAUUGGUUAAGGAGGGUGAAUUAUUAGGUAGUUUGAUUCAUGCUAAUGAAGAAUUAGUUAAUGCUUUAACUUUGUAUGAUAAAAGAAGUGGAUUAGACGAGGAAGAAAAUUUCAAAGAAAGUUUUGAUGCUCGUGACCAUAAUUCUUCCUCUGAUUUAGGUUCAGAAUUUUACGAUCCUGAUGAUUUGAUUGAAGAAGAACGUUUCAGUUCGGAUAGAUAUUCUAGAGGACAGAUUAAUAAUCCAUUUGUUGAUUAA